Messenger RNA from Fusarium pseudograminearum CS3096, 1131 nucleotides. RefSeq lists its product as uncharacterized. Bases 1 to 1131 code for a protein of 376 amino acids. The record is from RefSeq and is a predicted model, not a curated record. NCBI's taxonomy places the organism in Eukaryota, Fungi, Ascomycota, Sordariomycetes, Hypocreales, Nectriaceae. The transcript is spliced from 2 exons. Gene Ontology annotation, cellular component: cell periphery; fungal-type vacuole. Gene Ontology annotation, biological process: positive regulation of catalytic activity.
AUGACUUCAUCUCCUUCGCCUCCACGAACUGGAACUGGCACAAAUUGCGACUCUUCCCACACUUAUGAUUCUGGUCAUACGCUGAGCAGCUCUGUUGCGAGUCGAUCUGCCCGCCUGCGCCCUCCUCGGUCCUUACCACCAUGGAUUAAUUCUUACGAUGGUGAGCGUGGCUCGCCAAGCGACGAUCAACUACGACUUCUUCAACCUCCUACGCGUGCUGUCCCCCCUCAACACAACUCAUUACCAAGCGACCCUCAGAGACGGAUCUCCAAAGAUGGCUUCAUCGACCCGCAAGAUCCCCUUCUCGGCCAAGGACAGGAAACAAGAGGCAAAAUUCCUCAUUUUAUGCGCUAUGGGCGCGCCUCGAUGCGUGGUAGGAAAUGGGACCAUUUGAGAUCUUCAGAGCCUGUCAUUGUGCCCGGACACAAACCAUCUGUGACCUCGCAGCCAAGUGUGGCAUGGCAAGACUUUGUUCAAUCAUCCUCCUGGGGCCGCAUGACAAACGAGGACUCGAAAGUGAUGGACAUUGAGGCUCUCCGGAACUUGCAACCGAAUUUUGACACGCCAUCCCGCCACCCGUACAACGCUGAAGAAGCCAGAAUAUCUCGGAAGAGGAAGACCCUUGCCCCAUAUAAACGUAUCUGGUAUAUGGCCAUCCGCCAUUCUCUCGCCCCUCUGGUGUUUAGACUGAGCGUCAUGGUCACCUCGAUUAUUGCACUCGGUGUUGCAGCACGGAUACAUCUCCUCGAAGACGUCGAUAGUUCGGACUCGGCCGAGGAGACACAAUCCAUCGUUGCCGUUGCCGUAGACUGCGUGGCCAUCCCAUACAUUGGAUACAUGAUCUGGGACGAAUAUACAGGAAAGCCACUUGGUUUACGAUCAGUGGUCUCCAAGAUAUCCCUGAUCCUGCUUGACCUCUUUUUCAUCAUCUUCAAAUCUGCGAGUACGGCACUCGCAUUCGAGAGCCUUGUUUACCAUAACCUGUCCGAUCCUGCAGUGCGGAACCUGUCUAAGGCUCUGGCAGCAUUUAUGCUAUUAGGGUUGAUUGCUUGGUCGAUGAACUUUGCAGUCAACAUAUUCCGUACUGUGGAGCGUCUAGGGGGAGGUGAGGAUGAUGGCGGACAUGGUUAG